GCACAGGAGCUGCACUCGGCUCUUUCUUUCUAUAAUUAUGCUGAUACAGACGUCUGCAUUAGUGCUGUAGAUAUACCGUGCAUUUCAGCUUUAGUGCGGUCUGUAAGCGAUGGGCAUUCCCAGUCCAGCACGUCGCCUUUGGAUACAGUGCGCGGUUCUUUCGUGUCUAAGGGUUGUGUGCUUUGGGAAAAUUGUCUAUUCUGUAUCAGAGGAGGUGGACAAGGGAACAGCUGUGGGAAAUAUAUCCAAGGAUCUCAAUCUUAUUGUUCAAGAACUGGAGUCACGAAGGUUUCAGAUUGUAUCCGGAUCCAGUAAGACGUAUCUCGAGGUAAAUUUAAAGACUGGUGUUUUAUUUGUGAACGACAGGAUCGACCGAGAGGAGCUAUGUCUUAGUGCAGCGAAAUGCGCUAUUAAAAUCGAGGCUGUCGCUUAUGAUCCCAUUACUUUUUAUCGUGUUGAAGUAAAUAUUCUCGAUGUCAAUGACAAUGCGCCGUCAUUCCUCGAACAUUCACACGUUUUAAAUGUCACCGAAUAUGCGUUUUCAGGGGAGAGAUUUCCUCUUCCUAUCGCCAAUGACCCCGAUGUGGGCAGUAAUUCCGUAAAGAGCUACAAGCUGAGUCCGAAUGAGCACUUCUCCCUGGAUGUACAGAGCGGUGGAGAGCAGAGUGUAUCUGCUGAGUUAGUGCUGCAGAAAGCUUUAGACCGAGAGAAACAGCCUGUGAUUCAGCUCCUGCUGACUGCUGUUGACGGAGGAAAACCUCCCAGAUCCGGGACUUUGCAGAUCACUGUUAACGUAAUAGAUGUGAACGAUAAUACUCCAGCAUUCAGCAGCUCUCUCUUUAAAGUCCGUGUGUCUGAGAAUAUACCCCCAGGAACAUCAAUAAUAACACUCAAUGCGACGGAUAUGGAUGAAGGAAUAAACAGCGAAAUCCUUUACUCCUUCGUUCAGCACGGUAAUGUGAAUCCGAUGGAUAUUUUCUCCAUCAAUCAGGACACUGGUGAGAUUACUACAAAAGCGGAUCUUGACUAUGAAGAAAACGCUGCUUUUGAAUUGCGCGUCCAGGCUCGGGAUAAAGGCCUCCCUCCUCGGAGUACUCAUUGCAAACUAUUGAUUGAAGUGGUUGAUGAGAAUGACAAUCCUCCCGAUAUAUCCGUAACAUCACUAAUGAACACAGUCAGAGAAGACGCGAAAGUCGGAACAGCUGUAGCUUUAAUUACGGUGUCGGACAGAGACGGAGGUAAAAACGGAGUUGUUAAUAUCCGCAUUGUUGGUUCUGUUCCUUUCAAACUGCAAUCUUCUAGUGAUAACUAUUACUCUUUAGUGGUUGACGGGCCGCUGGACAGAGAGAGCGCUUCUCAGUACAACGUCACCAUCACAGCUACAGAUGAAGGGACUCCGCCUCUCUCCAGCACCAGCGUUAUUACUGUGCACGUUUCUGAUGUGAACGACAACGCGCCGCGCUUUGCAGAGCCCGUGAUUAAUGUGUAUGUGAAAGAAAACGGCCAGGUGGGCUCUGUGAUUCACACCGUAUCUGCCUUUGAUCCGGAUUUAAACGACAACGCCAAAGUGACUUAUUCUUUACUGGGGAGUUCUGGCAAAGGCGCGCCCCCGUCAUCAGCCGUUAACGUGAACUCUGUGAGUGGAGAAAUCUACAGCCUGCAGUCUUUUAACUACGAGGAAGUAAAAACGCUGCAGUUUCGGGUUCAGGCCACAGACUCUGGUGUCCCUCCACUGAGCAGCAACGCGACUGUGAACGUUUUCAUCCUGGAUGAGAAUGACAACAGUCCUGGGGUUCUCCCUCCCUAUUCUGACCAGGGCUCGGUUAAUACUGAGAACAUUCCGUAUUCUGCUGAAGCGGGCUACUUUGUGGCCAAGAUCAGGGCUGUAGACGCAGACUCUGGCUACAACGCGCUGCUUUCUUAUCACAUGGCGGAACCCAAGGGAAGCAGUCUCUUCCGAAUCGGAAGCAGCAGCGGGGAAAUCAGGACUAAGAGGCGGAUGAGUGACAAUGACUUGAAGACGCACCCGUUGGUUAUUGUGGUUUCUGACCACGGAGAACCUUCGCUGUCGGCGACUGUGUCUAUUGAUGUUGUGGUUGUUGAAAGUACCGGUGAAAUCCAGACAUCGUUCCGACAGCUGCCGGUGAAGGAGGAGAGUUUCUCCGAUUUGAACCUGUAUUUGCUGAUCGGCAUUAUUUCGGUGUCAGUUGUAUUUUUACUGAGCCUGAUUAGUUUAGUAGCUGUAAAAUGCCACAGGACAGACGGCGGUUUGAGUAUACACAGCGCCCCAGUGAUCACCACACACCCUGACGGGAGCUGGUCUUACGCUAAAUCUACUCAGCAGUAUGACGUGUGUUUUAGCUCGGACACACUGAAGAGUGACGUUGUGGUUUUCCCCGCUCCGUUUCCGCCUGCGGAUGCGGAACUGAUCAGUAUUAAUGGAGGGGACUCUUUUAAACGGAACCACACUCUCCCCAACAGCGAGAAGGUAAGAAUAUGGCGUUAUCAGGUCGAAUCUGCGCGGAAAACACGGGGCGUCGCUGUAGACCAUGAGAGUGAGGGGCCCUGGUGCGUUUCCGGGGCUCCGCCUUCAGCGAUGCUUGCGUAG
Molecule: messenger RNA, 2608 nt
Organism: Megalops cyprinoides (Indo-Pacific tarpon)
Lineage: Eukaryota; Metazoa; Chordata; Actinopteri; Elopiformes; Megalopidae
Product: protocadherin alpha-8-like
Exons: 2
Coding region: 110-2608 (832 amino acids)
Biological process (GO): homophilic cell-cell adhesion
Cellular component (GO): plasma membrane
Molecular function (GO): calcium ion binding
Source: RefSeq, a predicted model, not a curated record